UUUCUAAAAAUAUUCGUUCUAACGGCACGAGGGCCCCUUACUCUUGAUUGUUUACCCAAGCCUCAUUGUUGCUGAUCUUUGCAAUAAAACCUGUGUCUGGCCCACUUCCAAGUUCAGUCCUUCCUAUCUCAUUUUUCUCUCAUAUAAUUGUAUAAAGAAUUCACCAACAAACUGUUGAUAUUGGGUCACUCGGAUUAUCAACCUCUUUGUUCUGUCUCUGUGUAGGGUAGGAAGGAUUCCAUACUUCCUGACCGAUACACAGGAGAUUUUCACACCCAACGCGCCCGCCCUCGGACCGGAAUCCAUUUCGUGUCGCCAUGAGAAGCACCCAUGAAUCCUCCCCACGGGAGGGGGGAUAUCAGGACGCCUUUGUGCCGAACCAAGACCAUCCAGGAGCGAACCCAAAUCACAACGGGCUGCUUCCGUCUCACAACGAAAAGGCCCACCAUGCCGACAGCACGUUGUUUCGCAUCGACACUGCUGGUGAAAGUGGUCGAAGCGGGAUUCAUCCGCUUCUGUUCCUGAAGGUUUGCUUCAGGAGCACCUGUACCUUGUCCAUGCUGGUAAACGUCCUCUGGCCGUUUGUUCCACCGGCUAUUGUGCUCCAUUUCGCUCGACCAGACCUUCACGUAUGGGUCUUUGCGCUAAACUAUAUCGCCAUGGUUCCGUCGGCGAAUCUUCUGGGUUUUGCCGGUGGAGAAUUAGCAAAAAAGUUACCCAAGGUGCUUGGUGUUCUGCUGGAGACAACCCUGAGCUCGGUCGUCGAGAUUGUUCUUUUUAUGGUCUUGAUCAAAAAUGACAGUUUUGUUGUCAUCCAGGCGGCUAUCCUAGGGUCGAUCUUGGCAAAUCUUCUGCUCUGCUUGGGAUUAUGUUUCUUCCUCGGUGGUUUUGGGCGGGAAGAACAGGUCUUCCAUGAAGCAGUUAGCGAAGUUGGCUCGGGGCUCCUGCUGGUUGCAGGGUUUGGCCUGUUAAUUCCGAGUGCCUUUAACGCAGCUGUGCUCUCCAAAGCCACCGCACCCCUCCCGGAGGCACUCCUGAAUGAAUACACCUUGACCAUUAGCAGAGCAACUGCCGUGCUCCUCCUUGUUGCCUUCCUCAUGUACCUAUUCUACAACCUCCACAGCCACCACAGCAUCUUCGACGAGGUCCUCGAGAAAGACGAGCAUCGGGAUGAAGAUCGGGAAGAGGAGAAAAGACGUGCCAAACUCACCCUGGUUGAGUGUUUCAUCGCUAUUGCGGUGUCACUUGCAUUCGUGUGUAUGUCGGCUGUUUUCUUGGUUCAAGAGAUCGAGCACAUCGUCGAGAGGGGAGUACCCGAUAAUUUCAUGGGUCUGAUCCUGGUUCCGCUGGUUGAAAAGGCAGCGGAGCAUUUGACGGCCAUCGACGAAGCCUGGGAUAACCAAAUCAACUUCGCCUUGUUCCAUUGCCUUGGCCCAUCGAUCCAGACCGCCCUCUUGAAUGCACCGCUGGUGGUAAUCGUUGGCUGGGGCCUCGGAAAGGACAUGGGUUUGAAUUUUGAGAUCUUCAUGAUAGUCACCGUUGUCUUGUCUAUUCUUGUGGUCGGAAAUUUCCUGAGGGAUGGCAAGUCCAACUACCUUGAAGGCGGGCUCUGUGUGUUGAUUUAUGUUAUUAUCGCGGUCACCACCUGGUACUACCCAGAGGUGCAUGAAGCCGGCCAUGCGCCGGCCCAUGGAUCGGCGGCCCAUGGAUCCUAGUUAACCUGAGCUUAGUUGGGAGUUUAGAAUAGAUCGUUCAAAAUAUUAGAUCAUUUGAAUCUUCUCGCUGUAGAGAUACGUUCGAAGUAGGACCGGACCAAAUUGGGCAGCUUGAUAAAG
Aspergillus candidus is the source of this 1835-nucleotide messenger RNA. RefSeq names its product hydrogen/calcium exchanger domain-containing protein. Lineage: Eukaryota; Fungi; Ascomycota; Eurotiomycetes; Eurotiales; Aspergillaceae. Gene Ontology annotation, biological process: intracellular calcium ion homeostasis; calcium ion transmembrane transport. The transcript is spliced from 3 exons. Gene Ontology annotation, cellular component: fungal-type vacuole membrane. Gene Ontology annotation, molecular function: calcium:proton antiporter activity. Bases 318 to 1715 code for a protein of 465 amino acids. The record is from RefSeq and is a predicted model, not a curated record.